This is a messenger RNA of Coccinella septempunctata (seven-spotted ladybird), 4737 nucleotides long. RefSeq lists its product as uncharacterized. Gene Ontology annotation, biological process: DNA repair; telomere maintenance. Bases 1 to 4065 code for a protein of 1354 amino acids. The record is from RefSeq and is a predicted model, not a curated record. The transcript is spliced from 4 exons. Gene Ontology annotation, molecular function: DNA helicase activity. Lineage: Eukaryota; Metazoa; Arthropoda; Insecta; Coleoptera; Coccinellidae.
AUGGAUCGUGUCUGUCGUCAUUGCGAAGCUCUAUUUUUCCGCAACGAGAAUAUGAGUAUAUGCUGCAAUAAAGGUGCAGUAAAUUUGCCGGUCAACUCCGAAUACCCGGAUUUAUUGAAGUCCCUGAUUACAGAUAUGCAUCCGCAUUCCAGAGGAUAUAUGAAAAAUAUCCGAAGGUAUAAUACGCUUCUUGCGUUAGGUUCAACGACAGCGACUCUACGAAAGGACAUUGGAAAGGGAUCACCAGUAGUAGUCAUAUCAGGGCAGAUAUACCAUACAAUAUCGGACAUUAAUCCUUCGGAUCCUAGGUUUGGCUCUCUAUACUUUAUAGAUUCCGGCGAAGCCAAACGACGGAGAAAUUCAAAUGCGGUGCACGAAGGUUGCAUUCCAAGUCUGUUGGAACAAAUAGAUGCUCUUUUACGGGAAACACAUCCUUAUGCCCUAUUGUAUCGUACUCUGCGUCAAGUGGUGAGAGACGUGCGCGAUAAGAGGGGCACCAAGGAUAUUCCUCAAUUCGGGUUAUAUUUUCAUACGAAACCGGGUACAAACAGAAAUAUCUAUGCAGCGCCCACCACAUCGGACGAAGUUGGUGCAGUAUUUAGGUCCGUUGACGGCAAUAUUCCGCCACCAGGUCAAAUCCGUAUCCAUUAUCGUGAAGAUGACGUCGGUUGUACGAAUAUUCCAAAAUUAUCACCCAUAGUGGAUGCCCUCUGCUAUCCAUUACUUUUUCCCCACGGAGAAUUAGGUUGGUCAACAGAUAUGUUUAGAUCGUGUGGUAGAAAACGGAUCACGAAAAGAGAGUUUGAUUGCUAUCGUUUAAUGAGUCGCCUCAAUCAAUUCAAUCCGAUUAUUCUUUGUGGUCGUCUAACUCAACAGUACAUCGUUGACAAAUAUGUGGAAUUGGAAGGUGAUAGAUUGCAUUAUUUGCGCACUCACCAGAAAAAUCUACGCGCGGAUAGCUACGUUGGACUUCAGGACUACGUCGCACGUAAAGUAACUUCACAAUUGAUCGGAAACGAAAAAAUUGGAAAAGUUUUUAUUCUGCCAAGUACUUUUGCCGGAAGUCCAAGAUUUAUGCAACAGAACUACCAAGAUGCAAUGGCAAUCGUAGCUAAAUUCGGAAGACCAUCAUUAUUCGUAACUUUCACCUGCAAUCCACAUUGGCGCGAAAUUACCGAUAAUUUAGGGAGUAAACUUUUGAACGCGCAAGAUAGACCGGCUUUGAUAGCUCGAGUUUUUGAUUUGAAGAGAAGAGCUUUUUUCGAGGACGUCCUUAUAAAUAAAAUUUUCGGAACAGUUAUAGCAUACGUGUAUGUGAUCGAGUUUCAAAAACGCGGAUUACCUCAUUUACACUGCUUGCUUACCUUGGCGGAUGAGGAUAAACUACGGGAACCCAACGAUGUAGACAAGCAUAUCUGUGCUGAGCUACCUCGCGAAAAUACUCGAUUGUACGAUAUCAUUUUGAAAUCAAUGAUUCAUGGACCUUGCGGCGAUCGUUUUCCAAAUUCACCCUGUAUGGAAGAUGGAGUUUGUUCCAAGCGCUAUCCUAAAUCAUUCUCGGAAAGAACAUUGAUAGAUCGAGGUACGCCGAUAUACAGAAGGAGGGAUGAUGGUCGUACUGCGACAUUGAUGAGAAAUAAUAUUUCAUACCAGGUGGAUAAUAGGGACGUAGUCCCGUACAAUCCCUACUUGAGUAUGAAGUAUGAAUGUCACAUUAAUGUUGAAGUGAUCACAUCAGUUGGAGCAGUCAAGUAUGUUUUCAAAUAUAUCAAUAAGGGACCAGAUGCCGCGGUUCUGCAAGUUAGGGACGAGUUCGUUUUUGAUGAAAUUAAAGCUUACAUCGAUUCGCGAUAUAUUUCUUCGGGGGAAGCAGCUUGGAGGCUCUUGGCUUUACGGAUUCAAGGUAAAAGUCACUCGAUCUUUAGAUUACCUGUACAUCUACCAGGAGAACGAACGGUACACUUUGAACAAGGUCAAGAGGAGGCGGCACUUCAAAUUCAAGCGUCAAAAUUAUCACUUUUGGAAGCAUUUUUCGAAUUAAAUGUUAAUGAUACCCGAGCGCGAAAAUUCAAAUAUUGCGAAAUUCCUUUGAAUUAUUGCUUCGAUAAGAAACAUCAUCGGUGGUCGCUUCGAAAACAUAAAUGGUCGGUAAUUCCGCGAAUGUACACCAUAAGUCCCAAGUACGUAGAAAAAUUCCACUUACGCAUUUUAUUAUUACACGUCAACGGACCAAAAUCUUUCGAGGAUCUUCGUACGUAUAACGGAGUUACGUAUCCUACGUUCCAGGAGGCAGCACGAAAAAGGCUUCUGAUUGCAUCAGACGAUGAAUGGGAAGAAACUUUGAGACACGCAGCUUUGGUUGAUAUGCCGGGCUGCAUGCGCCGAAUGUUUGCAUAUUUAUUAUGCUUCUGUGAAGUCGGCAAUCCGUUGGCUCUUUGGUCUAACUUCAAACGUUAUAUGUAUGAAGAUUUUCUGAAGAAGGGCCUUUCUGAACGUGACGCCGAACACAACGCUCUGCGUAGAAUCGAAGCCAUAUUGCUUCAUCAGGGUAAAACUUUGAAGGAUUUUAAUUUGCCAGAAUUCUCUCCAGAUUUGAUCGAAGAAGACUUUGUCAUCGGCGACGAAAAUUUGGAAAUGGAGUCUGACGAAUUUGAUUCAGAGAGGUUGAAUUCUGACCAGCGAGGAAUCUUCGAUCGGGUUAUACGUGCGAUCGCGUCAGAUCAGGAAGAAAGAUAUUUUUAUCUUCAGGGUAGUGGUGGUACCGGAAAAACAUACCUGUACAAUACCAUAUUGAAUUAUUGUAGCGCUUGGCAUAUUCCUUCUGUUGCCGUUGCUUUCACUGGGAUUGCUGCUUUAUUGCUUAAAAACGGAAGAACCGUCCAUUCAACGUUCAGAUUACCUCUGGAUUUGAAUGCGGACUCCCGUUCUGCAAUAACAGCUCAAUCCCAAGAGGCCACUUACUUGAGGAAUCUGAGACUUAUUAUUUGGGAUGAAGUUUCAAUGGCCAGUUAUCACGUACUCAAUGCCGUUGACCGGCUCCUUCAAGAUAUAUGCGGUAACCGUCGUCCUUUCGGUGGUAAAUGCAUACUUCUUGGGGGGGACGUCAAACAGUUAUUGCCAGUGGCGGCUGGAAGAGUCCAGCAAAUUGAACUCUUCUUCACGAAUUGUGAGUCUUGGAUGCACUUUCAAGUUUUGAAUUUGAAAAUCAAUAUGCGUACUGAUGCAGGUGAACAAGAAUUUAAUGAAUGGCUUGAACAACUUGGUAGGGGUACCAUCAACGAGACAAGGACCGAUCAAUCUGAUGAUUUCGUUUGUCUACCAGAUAGUUGUUUAACAUCAAAUGUUGUAAGGGAUAUAUACGGACGAAUCGAAGACCUCACAAACGAACAAUUGGCGUCGCGAGUAAUACUUUGUCCCAGGAAUGAACACUGUAAUUUGCUGAAUGACAGAAUUCUUGAAACGUUUCCCGGUUCACUCAUCACUAUUUUAAGUAGUGAUUCCGUUGCUUCGGGAGACGAAGAUGAGAUAGCUAACUUCCCGGAAGAAUAUCUGAAUAGCGUAACACCAAGUGGAAUGCCCCUCCAUAAACUUCACCUCAAAGUCGGCGUACCAAUUAUUUUACUUAGAAAUUUAUCUUUGGCUGACGGUUUGAUCAAUGGUACCCGUCUGUUGGUGUUUGCUGUAACGGAUGUUCUAUUGACAGCUAAAAUUGUCACCGGUCGUUUUUCAGGAAGAUCAGUUCUCAUCCCUAGAAUGGAUCUGACAUCUUCCGACAAAAAUAUUCCGUUUGUACUGAAAAGAAGACAAUUUCCGGUUAAGGUAUGCUUUGCUCUCACAAUCAAUAAGGCACAGGGGCAAACUUUCGAUAAAGUUGGUAUUUAUCUUGCAACUCCGGUCUUUUCUCACGGACAACUUUACGUCGCAUUUUCAAGAGUUCGCAAUUGGAGUGCCGUAAAAGUUGAACUGAUAAGAACGGAACGAGAGGGUAAAUUAGUAAAAAAAUUAAAGAAAAAUGUCACUAAGAAUAUAGUUUUCAGCGCCAUUCUAAAUUCAAUAAACUAUUAAUAGUAUUUCAUACAAUCCAUUUCAUUUUGAUUUCAUCACACCAGAAUUAAAACAAAUAUUUCAAAUCAUUUUUAGCACUUUUUCCAAAAUUGAUUUUUAGUUUUGAAGAAUAUCUAUUUCAGCUCAUUACAGUGUUCCCUUCCGUACGAAACUCCUCUCUUCAUCUCUUGCUAUAUCAGGUUGUUGUGUCAAUUGAAAUUUUUCGAAUAUAUCUCGAGGAAAGGGGCACGUAGAGGCAGAUUAGGACAAAUCCUUAUAUUUUCAGGAGUUUGAAAUUUAACCAGGCAUUGAAAUGCAUAUAAAUAUAACUUUAUAUAUCUUAUUACUGAUGCUAAAAAUGUGUCUACCUAUAAUUCUAUGGUUUUCAAAGAAGAUUCCUUGAACAAAAAAUAUUUCGUGAGGGCCGUGAGAAUUUUUUUCGUUAGUAUAUGGAAACGGAAAGAGAAUAGAUUGAUCAGCGAUGAACACAUACGAAGCUUAAAAAGUUUAUUUCGUUGGAAUUUAGUUUUAGUGUUCUUUCUUAUUACAUAUUGUUUAAAUAAACUGACAUUUUGUUACUUGAGAUUGUUAAUUUCUUAUAUGCAUCGAAAUCUCAAAUACAUUGUUGAAUUUUUUUUACUCAUCUUCAUUUUGUAUGAAUCUUAUGUUUUAGAAUUAAUAAAUCGUUACUUA